AUGUCAGUGAGCUCGCCACCCUAUCAACAACAAAACAAUACGCAUCAAACCAGCAGCUAUGAAUACCUAUCCGAAUUAGUCUCCAAAAGAUCAGCAACAAUAAAAUACUUGUGUCGAGCCCAUGAAGGAAACACUCAUUGGUUCAACACAAUUCUCCUAACACAACAGGAUCUCGGCGCAAUGUACCCAAAUCAUAAGAUGAUGCGAAGGACAUCAAACUUUUAUACAUUAGGAGUAUCGCUUGGUACAAUUCUUGACAUUACUCAUCCACUCGAUUAUCUAAAGGCAUUGACCCAACUAUUGAGCGAAUUCGAUUUCUAUACGAAUGAUCAUUCGAAGCAAAAGAUGGCAAACGAUGAUAAUGGAGCUGAAGGAACUGAAUAUACACAUUUAAUUGUACCGCAUGUGGUAUGUAGGCGUAUGCCAUAUGAAUUAGAUUACUUUGAGACUUUUUUUACACUCUGUGAUAUUAUGACCGAAGCCUAUGAAAAGUUACUGGUGAACACUGAUAACUCUGUGUGCUCACAGUCUUAUUUUGAGCUGGUUCUCAAGUGUGAUGCAAAAUUUAAGAAGAUUGUAUCUCUAGUUACCAAAGAACUAGACGCGCUCGCUCGAAAUGCUAUCAAAGAAGAGCUCAAACUAAUUGACCCUCUUUCCCAUUCCAAUAAGAUCCCACCCAUUGAUUUUGAAGGCACAGAAGUAUAA
This is a messenger RNA of Phycomyces blakesleeanus NRRL 1555(-), 705 nucleotides long. RefSeq lists its product as hypothetical. Lineage: Eukaryota; Fungi; Mucoromycota; Mucoromycetes; Mucorales; Phycomycetaceae. The coding region runs from base 1 to 705 and encodes 234 amino acids. The record is from RefSeq and is a predicted model, not a curated record. The transcript has 5 exons.